AUGGUUACUGCUGAGCAGAAAGCAAGGAUAGAGGCCAAUAGGAAGUUAGCCUUGCAAAGGCUGAAAGCUCGGGGGAUUAUAUCUUCUAAUGGAACAAGUAGCGGGACUGAGGGAGGUGGUAAACCUGCUACUGGUGGAGCUGCUCCCGCUCCGAGCAAACAGGAUGAUAUGGCUAAAUUACAGGCAGCUGCACCACCGGAUUCGGUACGGGAUAGUACAGCUUUGCUCGAAGAUAGAAGUCAUAAGAGACCUUUGGACAGUAUACGACCUUCUAUAAGGAAACAAGACUAUAUAGAAUAUGACUUCGCCACAAUGAAGAAUCUCAACGGUGGGUAUAUCAACCCAGAGGAUAGAGUUGGUGGUUCCGAUGACUUCGAUGAUGAGUUUGGCAGCAAGAAGCAAAAGACAUUAGAUGAUUGGAAGCGGGAGCAGCAGGAAAGAAGGAUGUUAUACGAGAAUGCACCACCUCCUGAACAUAUAUCUCAGGCACCGAAAUGUAUCGAGUGUAAUGUUAACAUUGAAAUGGAUCCAGUAUUGCAUGAUGUGUUCAAGUUGCAGGUUUGCAAGCAAUGUAGUAAGGAUCAUCCAGAGAAGUACUCCUUACUGACAAAAACAGAAUGCAAAGAAGACUAUUUCCUGACUGAUCCAGAGUUGAAUGACCCUGACCUAUUUUACAAGCUAGAAAAACCGAACCCACACUCUGGUACCUUUGCCAGGAUGCAGCUAUAUGUGCGUUGUCAAAUUGAAGAGUUUGCAUUCAAGAAAUGGGGAGGUGAAGAAGGCCUGGAUCAAGAAUGGCAACGGCGUGAAGAAGGUAAAUCAUCUAGAAGAGAGAAGAAAUACCAGAAGAAGAUAGCCGAGAUGAGAUUGAAGACCAGAGCACAAGAGUAUACCACAAAGCUGCGAGAAAAGAAAUAUGGUAUGAAACAUGUACAUGACUUCAGCGUGGUUGUCACUACAGGGAAAGACGAAGACGGGCAUUCAUACACGAGAAAGAAGUGCAUUGAUUGUGGUCUUGAGAUGGAAGAGUCUGAUUUAUAG
Molecule: messenger RNA, 1041 nt
Organism: Nakaseomyces glabratus
Lineage: Eukaryota; Fungi; Ascomycota; Saccharomycetes; Saccharomycetales; Saccharomycetaceae
Gene: RAD14
Product: DNA repair protein RAD14
Biological process (GO): base-excision repair; nucleotide-excision repair involved in interstrand cross-link repair; UV-damage excision repair
Cellular component (GO): nucleotide-excision repair factor 1 complex
Molecular function (GO): damaged DNA binding
Source: RefSeq, a predicted model, not a curated record